GUGUCUAAAUAUCAUUUGUGGGUCUCAGCCUUAUGCUCUGUUUGGCAGAUAUUGUCUACUAAAUUCCAAAUCCUUCCUCUGCUGUGCAAGAAACCCUACCAUCGCUUCGAAAACAUGAACAGCGAAACCUGUAGAGCAACUACAGCUCCUCAGCUUCUCUCUCCUCAGAACGUCAAAGAUCUUUGCGAUUCUGUUGAUGCUUUUCUCUUCGACUGUGAUGGUGUAAUUUGGAAGGGCGAUAAGCUUAUUAAUGGAGUUCCUGAGACAUUAGAAAUGCUAAGGUCCAAGGGGAAGAAGCUAGUUUUUGUUACCAACAAUUCGUUGAAGUCAAGGAGGCAAUAUGCUGCAAAGUUCCACUCCCUUGGGAUUUCAGUUAAUGAGGACGAGAUAUUCUCUUCAUCAUUUGCUGCUGCCAUGUUCUUGAAGAUAAAUGAUUUUCCUCGAGAAAAGAAGGUUUAUGUAAUAGGUGGGGAAGGCAUAUUGGAAGAGCUAGAGCUUGCUGGUUUUACCGGUCUAGGUGGCCCAGAAGAUGGGAAAAAGACGGUGCUUCUGAAAUCAGAUAGUCUCUUUGAGCAUGAUAAGAGUGUUGGAGCUGUUGUGGUUGGAAUAGACCCACAUAUAAAUUAUUACAAGCUACAGUAUGGAACUCUUUGCAUACGUGAGAAUCCAGGAUGCCUUUUCAUUGCUACCAACCGUGAUGCGGUGGGACAUAUGACUGAUUUACAGGAGUGGCCUGGUGCAGGAUGUAUGGUUGCUGCUAUUUGUGGGUCAACUCAAAAGGAGCCCAUUGUAGUUGGAAAACCGUCAACGUUUCUGAUGGACUUUUUACUACAAAAAUUUCAUAUCGAUACCUCCAAAAUGUGCAUGGUGGGUGACAGAUUGGACACUGAUAUUUUAUUUGGACAAAGUGCUGGCUGCAAAACUCUCCUAGUUCUUUCAGGUGUGACAACUCAAUCUACUCUUCAGGACCCUUCAAACCACAUCCAACCUGAUUAUUAUACUAGCAUGCUGUCUGACGUUCUUAAAUUUUUAGGACCAUGACCCAAAGGUUACAUUAGGAUAUCCAAUUGUGGUGCAUCAACAAUUCAACAUUCAUAAUUAGAAGAUUGAUGCUGUAAUUGCUUUUAAACAAAAAGGUAUUUCCCGCUAUAUAUUUAUACAUUUUGUACGAGUUCGCAUAUUUUAAUUCAAUAAAUGGUUUAUGCAUUUCCUUGCAUUUCAUUUCAUAA
Cornus florida is the source of this 1229-nucleotide messenger RNA. RefSeq names its product phosphoglycolate phosphatase 2. The transcript has 11 exons. NCBI's taxonomy places the organism in Eukaryota, Viridiplantae, Streptophyta, Magnoliopsida, Cornales, Cornaceae. The record is from RefSeq and is a predicted model, not a curated record. Gene Ontology annotation, molecular function: phosphatase activity. The coding region runs from base 115 to 1041 and encodes 308 amino acids.